AUGGACCUCGAUAAUGGCGACUCCCCGUGGGGCGAUGAACCCUCGUCUUCCACUUCACCUCAUGCGACGCCAAAGCCAGAGACUGGGGAUAGUGCUCCCGCUCAGCCAGCCGUCUCAGAGAACAGGGCCGAGGUUCGCGUGCCUGGAAGACGAGGCCCGCGCGGUACUCGGAAGAUAAGCGCACAAGCAACGCGAUUGGAGGUCGUUGAUGACACCGUCGACCCCCUUGGCCCCCUAGGAGAGGCUCCUGUCGAGAACAAAGAAGAUGGCUCCGGAUUCAGAGGGCCUCCGCCCGUGCAACCCGCGGCCGAUAUGGAUGGAUCUAAGCGACAGACCCAACCUAGUAUGAGUGUGGAACAAGCUGCAAAGCCGACAUUUGAAAUAUCUGUUGGAGAUCCCCACAAAGUUGGAGAUCUGACGAGCAGUCACAUUGUUUACCAGGUCCGGACAAAGACUUCAUCCAAAGCAUAUCGCCAGUCUGAAUUUGCUGUCAGCCGUCGAUACCGUGAUUUCCUCUGGCUGUAUAACUCCAUGCACAAUAACAACCCCGGUGUGGUUGUUGCUCCUCCGCCAGAGAAGCAAGCUGUGGGUCGAUUUGAUACUAACUUCGUUGAGUCCCGGAGAGCUGCUCUGGAACGAAUGUUAAACAAAAUUGCUACCCACCCAAUCCUCCAGCAUGAUGCCGACCUAAAGAUCUUUUUGGAGAGCGAGGCCUUUAAUGUCGAUGUCAAGAAUAAAGAGAACAGGGAGCCCGACCUGGGCCAAAGUAAAGGCAUGUUUGGGUCCUUCGGUAUCUCUGUCGGCGGAGGAAGCAAGUUCGUAGAACACGAUGAUUGGUUCCACGAUCGAAAGGUUUAUCUCGAUGCUCUAGAGAAUCAGUUAAAGGCACUUAUGAAAUCCAUGGAUACGGUGGUUGCGCAAAGAAAGGGACUCGCUGAAGCCGCGGGCGACUUUUCGAGCUCCCUGCACGCACUCGCUGCUGUCGAGCUAUCGCCAGCACUUUCUUACCCCUUGGACGGUCUCUCGGAACUCCAGUUACGAAUCCGGGAACUAUAUGAGCGCCAGGCCCAACAGGAUGUUUUGACAUUAGGAAUUACCAUCGACGAGUAUAUCCGUUUGAUUGGCAGCGUCAAAACGGCCUUUAGUCAACGACAAAAGGCUUUCCACAGCUGGCAUGCUGCGGAGUCUGACCUUCAAAAGCGCAAGAACACUCAAGAGAAGCUACUACGCCAAGGAAAGACGCAGCAGGACCGCUUAAAUCAAGCGAACGCCGAUGUUGCUGAUGCCGAGCGCAAGGUCCACUCGACACGAUUACUAUUUGAAGAUAUGGGCCGCCUCAUGCGUAAUGAGUUACAAAGAUUCGAGAAAGAGAAGGUGGAAGACUUCAAGUCUGGCGUUGAGACCUUCUUGGAAAGCGCUGUGGAGGCUCAGAAGGAGUUGAUUGAGCUGUGGGAGACAUUCCUUUUGCGUCUCGAUGCUGGAGAGGAUGGCCUUCCAUACUAUGUACCGGCUUCGCAGCCCGGUGAGGCUGGCGAGGGUUUUGCCCCAGACUCUACAUCAUCACACCCAGAGCCUACCCCAGUAGCCGGUGAUGACGAGUAA
This is a messenger RNA of Penicillium malachiteum, 1602 nucleotides long. RefSeq names its product sorting nexin 1. Gene Ontology annotation, biological process: protein retention in Golgi apparatus; retrograde transport, endosome to Golgi. The transcript has 7 exons. Lineage: Eukaryota; Fungi; Ascomycota; Eurotiomycetes; Eurotiales; Aspergillaceae. The coding region runs from base 1 to 1602 and encodes 533 amino acids. The record is from RefSeq and is a predicted model, not a curated record. Gene Ontology annotation, molecular function: phosphatidylinositol binding. Gene Ontology annotation, cellular component: endosome.